GGGUCCCCACGCUCUUCGGCCUUUUUGUGCUGCUGGGGGUCCUGCCCACUGGGGCACCCACCUGCCCCAUGCUCUGCACCUGCUACUUCUCGCCACCCACGGUCAGCUGCCAGGCCAACAACUUCUCGUCGGUGCCCCUGGUGCUGCCCCCUAAUGCCCAGCGCCUCUUCCUGCAGAACAACCUGAUCCGGUCCCUGCGGGCAGGCACCUUUGGGCCCAGCACAGUGACACUGUGGCUCUACUCCAACAACAUCUCCUCCAUCCAGCCUGGCACUUUCCGUCACCUGCCUGCCCUAGAGGAGCUGGAUCUGGGGGACAACCGGAACCUGCGCAGUCUGGAACCAGAUGCCUUCCGUGGGCUGGAGCGCCUGCAAUCCCUGCACCUCUACCGCUGCCAGCUCAGCAGCCUGCCCAGCACCAUCUUUCGUGGCCUCUUCAGCCUCCAGUACCUCUACCUGCAGGAGAACAGCCUUAUGUACCUGCAGGAUGACCUGUUUGUGGACCUGGCCAACCUGAGCCACCUCUUCCUGCAUGGCAACAAGAUCCGGCUGCUGUCGGAGAACGUCUUCCGAGGACUGUGGGGCCUGGACCGGCUGCUGCUGCAUGUCAACAGGCUGCACUCGGUGCACCGCUGGGCCUUCCGUGAUCUGGCCAAGCUCACCAUCCUCUAUCUCUUCAACAAUAGCCUGGCUGUGCUGCCAGGGGAGACACUGGCUGACCUGCCCUCCCUGGAGUUCCUGCGCCUCAACAAUAACCCCUGGGCCUGUGACUGCCGUGCCCACUCUCUCUGGGCCUGGUUCCAGCGCACCCGGGUCUCUAGCUCAGACGUGACCUGUACCAGCCCCGCUGAGCACCGGGGCCGUGACCUGAGGCGCCUCAGCCAGGCUGAUUUCGGGGCCUGCCCCCCUGCCAACCAUAAUCAUGCCCCUGCCCGGCCUGCCCCAGGUACCAAGCCCAAGUGGGGUGGGGAGGCUGUGGCUGGACGUCCCCGAGGCAAUGGUUCCUCCAACCACCUGUAUGGGCUGGGGGAGGUUGGGGCACCCCCAGCUGACCCCUCCUCUUUCUACCGGGACCUGCCGGCCAAUGAUAUCCGCAGCCCCAAGUACGACUCUCCCACUGAGGAUGACUACUGGAAUGGCUACGGCAAUGAAGAGGGGCGCCUCAAGGAGGGUUGCACAGGUGCAGCCUGCUCCCCACUGGACUCUGAGGCCUAUCGGCCGGGUGUGCUGCCCACAGCCCUGUUCUGCCUAAUGCUGCUGCUGCGGUCCCUCUGGCUCUGACUGGCCCCUGGCAGACUUCUGCGGACUAAGGAGACAGUGCAUGCAGGGCUGGGGCAUAGGCCCCUAUCAGUUGACUGAGAGAGCAGAGGGUUGGGUGCACUUGCAGAACUCAUUGGGUGAACUGCUCUCCCUAGGGCACAUGCUGUUGCUGCUUGGAUGGGGAUUGGAUGAGCCAGGGAAUCCUUUCCUUGCCCCUGUCCCCCAUACCUAUCAGGGGGCCCUGAGAUGCCUACAUGCUGUGGGACCAGCAUGUUCCAUCUAAUACUCCCCCACAUAUCCUAGGGGCCUCCCCAUUUCACAUCCUUACACUGGUUGUCCUCAUUAAUGCUGGUGCAGGCUGUACUCUUCCCCCCACCCCGAGAUGGGCAAGGGAGAUAAAGGUCCCCUGCCCCAGGGGGAAGAGGCUCUAGGUUGGAGGUGAGGCAAGGUCUAGCUGCCCUCUACCAUCUUUUUUUCCUUGCCUGCAAAGGGUGCUAAAGCCCAAUCUGUUGAGGUGAGGGGGGGAUAUGGGAAGAAGUAGUGUCCCUUCACCUACCCUAUAUGCUAUCCUGCCUCUUUUUUCCCCUUCUCCCCCACCCCUACACAUACAAAGGAGAAUUCCAGAGUGGCCUCCUUCUGGAGAGGGAGGGAGCAUCAUCCCCCUCUGAUUCAACUUACCCUACCCACCCUGGUGUGUCAGGAGGGCUGGCAAUGGCCUGUGAGACUUUGAGGCCCCUAUCAUCCUACCCCUCACUUGUCCCCAGCUCCUACACUCUGCAGCCCUGAGCCCAUGGUCUCCCUGCAGGCACUAUGUUCCUGUGCUGAACAUUUCUUUUUGCUCCCCUCCCUCUUCCUAAGAAGCAAAAAAGGAGAAAAAAGGUUGGAAAAUUAUUUAUUAAAAAUUAUAUUAUUUUAGGACAGUUUGUCAGACUUAGUCACUGGGCGGCAGAAGGUCAGCAGGUGCUUUGGCAGGGACAAGGAGCUCAGCUCCUAAGAGCAUUCAUCUUCAGGCUAUGGGUGGCUUAAAGCUGGAUGACCUUUCCUUGCAGUGAAAGGGUUAAAUGCACAAUUCCUUCCACCCCUACCUGGGUCUCCCAAAGGUUGAGGCACAAGAUAGUGGCUGGCCCAUGUGGGCUGACUCCACCAUCUUUCUGGCAGUAGUCUCGUCAUGACUCCGCCUCAGCUUUAAGUUAAAAGCCACUAAAGGCCCAUACUUCUUGAUAUGAACCAUGGUUUGGAAAGAUAUGCGUUGUCUAUGUGUGCCCUUGCCCAUGGUGACAGACCCGAGCUCUCAUGUCUUUGACUUCAAAAGCCAUUUGAGACCUAGGAAACUUCUCCAGGGCAGUGUGAUCUGCACUUUGUCAAAACAAAGUUUUUGCUCAGGAGCCUAGUGGUGGUUGUGAUUUGCCUUGCUACUACAGUUUCUCCAAGAAGGCAGGACUCCCUGCUUCAGCAAAACAGU
Messenger RNA from Alligator sinensis (Chinese alligator), 2721 nucleotides. RefSeq names its product reticulon 4 receptor like 2 (gene RTN4RL2). The transcript has 2 exons. NCBI's taxonomy places the organism in Eukaryota, Metazoa, Chordata, Crocodylia, Alligatoridae. Gene Ontology annotation, cellular component: plasma membrane. Gene Ontology annotation, molecular function: protein binding. The coding region runs from base 69 to 1280 and encodes 403 amino acids. The record is from RefSeq and is a predicted model, not a curated record.